UGAAAGAGUCUCUCUCUCACUCUCUCAAAGCCAAAGCAAAAUCCUUUUGGCAGGAUCUUUUAUUUUUCCCUUUUUAAAUUAUAAAAAAAAAACACUUUCUUUUCCCUGCGGUGAGAAAAUGGGAAAGGUGGCAAUUGGAGUAGCGGUGGUGUGUGGGAUAGCAGUGGCAGCGGCCGCAGCGGUGGUGGUUCAUCGGAAAACGAAGAAGUCAGGAAGGUGGGUGAAAGCAAUGGAGAUACUGAAAGAGUUUGAAGAAAAGUGUGGGACCCCGAUUCCGAAGCUGAAACAGGUGGCUGACGCCAUGAUUGUGGAGAUGCAUGCUGGCCUUGCCUCUGAAGGUGGCAGCAAACUCAAGAUGCUCAUCAGCUAUGUUGACCAUUUGCCUACUGGGAGGGAGAAGGGAUUAUUUUAUGCAUUGGACCUUGGUGGAACUAACUUCCGCAUGCUACGAGUGCAAUUGGGAGGGAAAGGUAGAGGUAUUGUCAAUCAACAGUUUGAGGAGGUGACAAUUCCUCCGAGUUUGAUGACAGGGAGUUCUGAUGCAUUGUUUGACAAUAUUGCAGCAGAACUUGCAAAAUUUGUAGCUCAAGAAGGCUCAGAUUUUAAACAAAGUCCUGGUAGGCAGAGGGAGCUUGGUUUUACCUUCUCAUUCCCUGUGAUGCAAUCCUCCAUUGCUUCUGGAACGCUUCUUAGGUGGACAAAAGGCUUCUCUAUAGAUGACAUGGUUGGCCAAGAUGUGGUAGCAGAAUUGGCCAAAGCCAUGGAAAGACAGGGCAUUGACAUGCGUAUUGCAGCUUUGGUCAACGACACUGUUGGAACACUAGCUGGGGGUAGGUAUAACAACAAGAUCCUUGGUACUGGAUCAAAUGCAGCAUAUGUGGAGCGUGCGCAUGCCAUACCAAAAUGGCAUGGUCUACUUCCCAAAUCAGGAGAGAUGGUUAUCAAUAUGGAGUGGGGUAACUUUAGGUCUUCGCAUCUUCCAUUACCAGAUUAUGACCAUGCACUAGAUACUGAGAGUUUAAAUCCUGGUGAACAGAUUUAUGAGAAGGUAAUAGCUGGUAUGUAUUUGGGAGAAAUUGUCCGCAGAGUUUUGUGUAGGAUGACUGAGGAAGCUGCAUUUUUUGGUGACACUGUUCCACCAAAACUUAAAGAGCCAUUUAUAUUGGGGACACCUAUCAUGUCAGCAAUGCAUCAGGACACUUCCCCUGACCUCAAAGUGGUAGCCAGUAAUUUGAAAGAUAUUCUUGAGAUAUCAAAUACCUCCCUGAAGAUGAGAAAGGUAAUUGUUGAGCUCUGCAACAUUGUUGCCACACGUGGGGCACGUCUUUCGGCUGCCGGGGUACUAGGGAUUCUGAAGAAAAUGGGGAGAGACACAAUCAAGGGAGGGGAGAAACAAAAAACAGUGAUAGCUAUGGAUGGUGGACUGUACGAGCACUAUACGGAAUACCGCGAGUGCUUGGAGAACACCCUAAAUGAAUUGGUCGGAGAAGAGGUAUCUCGAACCAUUGAAAUUGAGCAUUCAAAUGAUGGUUCUGGCAUUGGAGCUGCUCUUCUUGCUGCUUCCCAUUCGCAGUAUCUUGAAAUGGAUGAGUCCUGAGAGCAGUAAGAAGCCGGUUCUGCCAUUCUUUUGAUGUUGUUUGUGAGAAAUCUUGGCAGUUCUAUCCACAUUCCUUUUCCCGUUUUAACCUGGGUGAUUAGCCAUUUUAUUCAUUUCUCAUUUACUUGAGGGCAUUAAAUAAUUGCUUGCAGUUACAGAGG
Gossypium arboreum is the source of this 1758-nucleotide messenger RNA. Its product is annotated as hexokinase-1-like. The coding region runs from base 119 to 1597 and encodes 492 amino acids. Lineage: Eukaryota; Viridiplantae; Streptophyta; Magnoliopsida; Malvales; Malvaceae. Gene Ontology annotation, cellular component: mitochondrion; cytosol. The transcript is spliced from 9 exons. Gene Ontology annotation, biological process: glucose 6-phosphate metabolic process; glycolytic process; intracellular glucose homeostasis. Gene Ontology annotation, molecular function: glucokinase activity; D-glucose binding; ATP binding. The record is from RefSeq and is a predicted model, not a curated record.